UCUGCCUGGCAUUUCUCUGUAGCUACAGCAGAUGACGUUAUGUGUCCUUCCAAGGAAUUCUCCUCCUUUAUCAAUGUUUUGAGAUCAUUCCUGUGAAAAUUAUUCCUACUCCCACUGCUACUGUCUCCAGCCUUGCACCAGAAUUGGUACUGACCACAGCUGCUGAAACCAGAAGGAAAUGAGUUGCCUCUGUGCUUCCUUCAGAGACAGAGGUCCUCGUGCUGAAACAGAAGCUAUGGAAAGUCAAAACGCUGGUCAAGAGCAUGAGAUUAUUGAAUUACAAGAAGACAACGUGGAGGAAAAUGAGGCUGAUCAUGACAAACCUCUAAAUGCUCAAACAAGAAAGGUACAGAAUGAUAUGCUAGGGGAGACAGAUCACUGGAAAUCAUGCGGGAAUGUAAUUUUCUGGAGGUGUAAACUAUGGAUGGUUAUAACCACAAUUUUUCUAGUCUUCUUCCUGGUUAUUCUCAUCAGCCUAAUCCUUUAUUCUAAUGUUUACACAGAUGAGGAUGACUAUUGGGAUCCUGAUGCACUACUAAACAGUGGAAAUUGGCACAACUUUUCAGGAACUUUGGAGUUAAUGUGUGGUCUCCCACAGCUAUUCUCUGAAGACAUUACUAAGAGGUUAACAGAUGUCUAUAGUUCAUCUCCAGCUCUAGGACGCUACUUUAGGUCAGCUCAGGUGCAUUAUUUCAGUAAUGAAAGCUCCACUGUGUUUUAUCAGCUAGAGUUUUCUGUACCACCAUCAACAGAAGGAUUUAUGGAAAACACAAUGAACCCAAAUUUCAUACGGAAUGUUUUACGUCAAAAUAUUUAUGAUGAAGAUGAUACUUUCAGUCCUGGGACAUCUGAAUGUAACGGGUUAAAGCUUGACCCAGCUUCUGUUACAUUAACAUAGAAAUGAUGGAAAGAUUUCUCAUCUUCCACCUAGAAGAAAUGGGCUACUUCUAUCUGUUAAUAACACCAUGGUUAGGGAGAUACUCAUUGGGAAGAAACACUUCUAAAUAUGUUACCUUAUAAAUGUGGUGUGUGAUGCAAUAUUGUAAAGGGAAAAUGUGGUAUUUUUAUAACAGUGUUGUAUUCCUGUAACACCUCUACCUCCUUUAUUUUUGUCCUGAUAUCUCAAUAACCUAUAUCUGAAUUAUCUGAAUAAUCUAUUUCAUUCGUGUGAAAAUCAUGCAUCUUGUAUGAUGCAUGCUCUGCUGACUAUGAAACCUUUGCUUUGUCUUGCCCUUCAAUUAAAUGUGGUUUCCCUGUACAAGUUUUAAAAGCAGUCUUGUACAUGUCUCCUCUCUGCUUUUCUUGGCUAAUUCAGAAUUAUCUACACAGCAUCGUCCUUAAUGAUCACAUGCAGCCAUGCUUGUGUCUUUUUUUUUCCCUGCUAAUUUCAUAUGCCACAUUUCCCCAUUGUUCUUUCCUCAUAAAACAGCCUGAAAACUAUCGUCUCUGUUUUCUUUAAUUGCAUGCAGAACUUUUGCACUAUCUUCUUAAGUGAGAUUUAACUUUCAUUAUUCCCUUGCUCAGAUAAUGUGGUAUAUAGUCUAUUUUUCUCUUCUGUAACAUGAAAUAGAAAUAAGGGAACAAACAUCAAGAAGUAAUGUAUUUUAUUAAUGCAUCUGAAUACGACAGGAAUCUCUCAAGUCAAAUUAACUGUGUACUUCAAUAAUUAGCUACUGGUGCUAGUGAAUAGACAGCUAUUUGACCCACAUUUGCAAAGCCAAAGAGAAACUAAUCUAUAUCUUUAAUUAUAGUCCUUGUCCUAGCAGUGGGGAUAAAAAUGAACAGGUGCAAGAUAUUUGCCUUAAUAAGGCAGAAAAUAGUUGUUCUGGUUGACAAGAAAGCAGAUGAAAUGGACCAAUAAAAAAAGGAAGAUGCUUAAGCACCCAUGUAAACCAGUGUGGCAUGAGAGUUAUAGCCAGCUACUGGCUAUAAAAUGAAAACUAAAAAUUAAACAUUAACUUUACAUAAAAUGAAAUGGAUUCACUACCAUGUUAGUGAAGUAUAGCUUUUGUCAUUUAUUUGUAGCCAAUGUAAAUGUUGAUAUUGUUGGAUGGAUAUAUUUAUUUUAAGAAACCUUUUGUAUUGUAAGAGAUUGUAUUACAGGAUG
This is a messenger RNA of Calypte anna (Anna's hummingbird), 2107 nucleotides long. RefSeq names its product chromosome 1 C3orf52 homolog (gene C1H3orf52). The record is from RefSeq and is a predicted model, not a curated record. Lineage: Eukaryota; Metazoa; Chordata; Aves; Apodiformes; Trochilidae. The transcript is spliced from 7 exons. Bases 179 to 898 code for a protein of 239 amino acids.